Drosophila montana is the source of this 1247-nucleotide messenger RNA. Its product is annotated as shematrin-like protein 1. The transcript has 4 exons. The record is from RefSeq and is a predicted model, not a curated record. NCBI's taxonomy places the organism in Eukaryota, Metazoa, Arthropoda, Insecta, Diptera, Drosophilidae. The coding region runs from base 127 to 618 and encodes 163 amino acids.
AACAGAAUUAUUUAACGUACAAGCGUUGUCUCAAGCAGUUGUCUCUUCGCGCGUUCUACGGUGCCGCUGUCAAACGUAUCUUUUCCAUUUGCAAUAUAUACGAUUUGUCAAAAAGUACCUUUCAACAUGAACGCCAAGUGUUUGCCGCUUUUACUGCUCGUGUGCGUUGUGGCCUGGGCUGAGCCAUUGCCGGCGGCACAGGAUGCCAAGGCGAGCGAUUUGGCCACAGCUGAAACCUCAGCCAAACUGUUGAACUUGGGCGGUUUACUUGGACAGGGUUCUGGUUAUCCGAACUAUGGCUACAACUAUCCCAGCUAUGGAUACAACACUGGUUACAACAAUAGACCCAACAAUGGCAACUAUCCCAGCACUGGUUAUUAUCCCGGCAAUACAUACAAUGGCGGCAGCGGCUACUAUGGCAACACGGGCGGCAGUGGUUACUAUCCCAGCACGGGAGGCAGCGGCUACUAUCCCAGCACGGGAGGCAGCGGCUACUAUCCCAGCACGGGAGGCAGCGGCUACUAUCCCAGCACGGGAGGCAGCGGCUACUAUCCGACGACCAAUAUACUGGGCUCCGCAGGCUACGGCGGCUAUGGAGUACGACAGACAUACGGCUAAGCGCGCCAGCUGCAGUGUGACAGAGACAGAGACACCCGCUAAGAACUUGAGCAACUGUUAUGCCUCAGCAAGCAGAAAUAACUACAACAACAACAACAAGCAGCAGCAGCAGCAGCAGUAAUAGCAUCCCCCUCCUCGUAAAGCUUAACAUGCACUUUAAUGCAACUGUAAACGUCGCCCGCAUUGCCCGCUUUCAACUUUAACCGACUGCAUUCAGCACUUUGGAACGCGUGCCUCUUCUCAUGCCAAAUUUGACGCCAACAAAAAAAAUAAACAAAAAACAAGAAAAAUGAUAAUAAAAAAUAAUAAUAAUAAGAUAAAGCAGCUGCUGUGGCAGCGGCGGUGUCCGCGCUUGCGUCUUAGCUUAAAGCAAAGUCAUGUUUAUAUUUUCAUUCUUUUGUCUCGUCGGGCUGUGGCAAGCUGCAUAGUGGGGGCGAUGUAAACAAAAUGCAGCGAAGCGUGUUUUUCCCCACCAAAUGCCAUUUUCAGUUUCAUUUUCUUUAUUUCGCUUUUGUUUUGGCCUUAAGCAACGGGUGUUGACAAUUUUAAGUCUCUUGUUGAUAAGCUAAAACCAUUUUUCUUGUUAUGGAAUCCAAAAUAAAAUAUAUCCCACACAUGUACAUAAAAAA